CACACCGGGAGGCGCGCGGGUGAAUAAGUCAACAGUCCCCGAGAGAAGCGGAGCGACGGAUCCCGUCCCCGGUCCCCGGUCCCCGGUGAGGACUCCGUCUCUGCGUCUCUGCGUCUCUGCGUCUCGGUGUUCGGUCCCGUUCGUCCCGGCGGCCCGAGAGGAGGCGCGCAGGUUUUAAAGGUGCGUCAGGUGGCACUGCAGUGAUGUCAUCGCUCCUCCUCUUCCUCCUGCCCCUCCUCGUCCUUGGCCGGGCCUUCGCGCUGGAGUUCCGUUACCACGACAACCACGAGAUUGAGCAGUACCUCGUCCAGAUCAGCAGCUCCAACCAAGACAUCACUCACCUGUACAGCAUCGGCCAAUCGGUCAGAGGUCAGCAGCUGUGGGCGCUGGCGCUCGGCCUCAGUCCUCGCCGACACACCGUCGGCAUCCCCGAGUUCAAAUAUGUGGCUAACAUGCAUGGAAACGAGGUCCUUGGCCGGGUGCUGCUGCUGCAUCUCAUCGACGACCUGGUUCGAGGUUACCGCGGCAACGAAACAUGGUCGCUGCAGCUCCUGAAGAGCACACGCAUCCACUUCCUGCCCACGAUGAACCCCGACGGCUUCGACGCGGCGGAUACCGACUGCGUGUACAGCCGGGGCAGGUACAACGAUAACGGCGUCGACCUGAACAGGAACUUCCCCGAUGCUUUCGCUGGGCUGAGGAGGACGCAGCAGGAGGAGGUGCAGCUGGAGAAGGAGGUCAGAGCUGUGAUUGGCUGGUUGAGGGCGGAAAGCUUCGUUCUCUCUGCCAACCUUCACGGAGGAGCGCUGGUGGCCAGUUAUCCCUACGACAACAGCAACGGAGGCAGCGAGAUGGUGGGCGGGACCAGCAUGGCGCCCGACAACGACGUCUUCGUGCACCUGGCCAAGGUGUACUCGCACAACCACGCCACCAUGCACCAUGGCAACGUCUGCAGCGACAGCCCCCCCUUCCCGGACGGCGUCACCAACGGUUACCAGUGGUAUCCUCUGGCAGGUGGGAUGCAGGACUAUAACUACGUGUGGUCUCAGUGUUUGGAGUUGACUCUGGAAGUUUCCUGCUGCAAGUUUCCUUCAGUCGAUCAACUUCCUGCUCUGUGGGCCGAAAACAGGAAGUCCCUACUGGCCUUUAUCCAGCAGGUCCAUCUGGGGAUCAAAGGCCGCGUGUUUGAUGGCUCCGGCGUGCCGGUGCAGGACGCGGUGGUGGAGGUCAAAGGUCGGCGAAACAUGUGUCCUUUCAAAACCGACCAGCGCGGAGAAUAUUACAGACUGCUGCUGCCUGGAAAUUACAGCUUCACGGUGACGUACCCGGGUCACGAGGUUUUGACGGAGACGCUGAGCGUGCCGUACGGCCCCGACGGCUACUCCGCCAUGAAACACGACUUCCUGUUACGCCGCGCCGCUGCCACCACGGGGGGCGUCUCGGCCCCCCCCACCGCGGCCAACCCAACGCCACCCUGCAACUACACUCCGCGCCUGGAGGGGGGCGGAGCCAACACCGGACCCUCGUGGGCGGGGCUGAGCGCGGGGCUCGGGGUGGUGGCGGCGGUACGGUCGCUGAUUGGCUGAAGAGGCGCGGCGUGCGCGGCGUAGCUUUGAACCCUCGCACUGCGAGGAGCAGGGAGGGAGACUCUGUUUCCUGCUGUUGUUCAUGGAGGUUCAUCAUAUUUCCUAAAAAUAAGUUAUUGGACUGUAAGAAACACUCAUAUGAAGCAAACCCCUCAGACUCUGGACACCUAUCGCCCCCCCCCCCCUCUGCUUCUACUGUUUAUGAUGCUUGUUUGGCUAAUAUACAUAACUACCUGCUGAGUACCUCACGCUACUACCAGUACUACGAGUACACCUUCUACCAAGUACCUCACGGCUACUACCAGUACUACGAGUACACCUUCUACCAAGUACCUCACGGCUACUACCAGUACUACGAGUACACCUUCUACUGAGUACCUCACGGCUACUACCAGUACUACGAGUACACCUUCUACCAAGUACCUCACGGCUACUACCAGUACUACGAGUACACCUUCUACCAAGUACCUCACGGCUACUACCAGUACUACGAGUACACCUUCUACCAAGUACCUCACGGCUACUACCAGUACUACGAGUACACCUUCUACCAAGUACCUCACGGCUACUACCAGUACUAUGAGUACACCUUCUACCAAGUACCUCACAGCUACUACCAGUACUAUGAGUACACCUUCUACCAAGUACCUCACGGCUACUACCAGUACUAUGAGUACACCUUCUACCAAGUACCUCACAGCUACUACCAGUACUAUGAGUACACCUUCUACCAAGUACCUCACGGCUACUACCAGUACUACGAGUACACCUUGUACUGAGUACCUCUGUAGUUAAUGUAGUAAUAAUGAAGAUCCAGCCAAUGACUGAAGGCCGGAGGGAAAAGACAGAAGACAUUGUCUCUUUGGACGAGCCGUCCACAGGAAGCUGUCUGUGGGGAGACGUCUCAUUUGGGGAACCUGACGAUGUCGUUUCGUAUGUGAGGAGCUGCACUUUAAAAUUAGCACCUGCAGGGAGUGUUUUUAGAAAGGGGGGGGUCAAACCGGAGGGCGUUGAAAUGAAGCGAACCCGGUGACGCAUCAAUCUGGGCUCAAUGAGGUGCGCUUGAUUCAUUGUCUGACAUGUUUUCAUACGGGUUUGUGGGGCAUUUAUACCUUUAUGAAAGAUAGUUGAGUCCAGUUAUAGAUUUUAAAUAACACUGAGUAUUUAGCUUUGCCCACAUUUUACCAAGUGCCUCCAUGGCAGCACGAUGCUUCCUGUUUACCCCCCCAAAGCAUUGUGGGAAUUAUCAUCCCCCAAACACAAAGAAGGACGAAGCCUUAAAGGUCAACUUGGUUAGAUUUGUAUUAUGAAUAUUUGAAGUAGAAAAGUCUCUUAUUUGUUGCCCAAAGGGUUGUGACCCACUGGUUAAAACAGGGAAUCAAACCUGUGACCUGCUCUCGCAGUAUCUGUACCCAGUGCGUGUAUUUAUACACAGUAUCUGUACCCAGUGUAUUUAUACACAGUAUCUGUACCCAGUGUAUUUAUACGCAGUACUUGUACACGGACGCGUAUCGGGUGGACAGCGACUCCGGUGUCGGCUCGCUUUAACGGUGAGGUCAGUGGACUCCUCCUCCUCCUCUUCUUCAUCACUCUGCCAAAUAUCCUCGUCUGUGUCCUAGUGUCUGAACAGGGUCACAUGGACGAUGUGUGUCAUGUGAUACCGAUGAUGUAUCAGUGUGUUGCUUCAUAACCCUCCGUUGCUGCUAUAAACUGAGGUGUGAACACCUGAAACCAUCGACCUCCUGAGUGUUUGUUCUCGCGUUCUGUGCGCUGCUGCCCCCUGCUGGGAGGGCUCAGGACACUGAUUAGGAUGUCACCAUGAUGUCACCAUGAUGUCACACUCAUGUCACACUC
Messenger RNA from Pungitius pungitius (ninespine stickleback), 3440 nucleotides. It is a transcript of the gene cpm, whose product is annotated as carboxypeptidase M. Bases 204 to 1586 code for a protein of 460 amino acids. Gene Ontology annotation, biological process: protein processing; peptide metabolic process. NCBI's taxonomy places the organism in Eukaryota, Metazoa, Chordata, Actinopteri, Perciformes, Gasterosteidae. The transcript is spliced from 10 exons. Gene Ontology annotation, molecular function: zinc ion binding; metallocarboxypeptidase activity. The record is from RefSeq and is a predicted model, not a curated record.